Arctia plantaginis is the source of this 705-nucleotide messenger RNA. The record is from the annotation of a GenBank genome assembly. Lineage: Eukaryota; Metazoa; Arthropoda; Insecta; Lepidoptera; Erebidae.
AUGGGCCUCCAAGAAGUAUUAAUUUUUGCGAUCAGCGUCGUCGGAACCAUGGGCUAUAUCCCCCAUGGUUCUAUUGGGGAAAAGGAUCAUAUGCUAACGGAGGCUUUGCUACGUGAGGUAGUCGAAAGAAUGGGCAAGGACUUCAACGAGGCUGCUUCCAGCUACCUCGACUUCCCUUCAAGCGAACGCCAUCUCGCUCUGAUGGCCCGGGCAAACAAAGAUCUGGGGAACGAACAGCUGGAUUACGACUCUCUGAUCGACGGCAACCCCAACCCCAGCUUACGCGACCAGGAAUACCUGCAGCACAGUUCGCUAUGGGGCCACCAGUACGUAACCGGUGGCGCUGGAGAGGGUGAUCAGGGGAUAAACCGCCAGAUGGUUAAGACCGACGCGGUCCUGCCAGCCUACUGCAACCCGCCUAAUCCUUGCCCAGUCGGAUACACAGAGGACCAAGGGUGCAUCAGCGAGUUUGAGAAUACAGCCGCGUUUAGUCGUGAAUAUCAGCUGGCGCAGCGCUGCAUGUGCGAUGGAGAACACAUGUUCAGCUGCCCUCCUGACUCCGGUUCUGAACUUGACCUACGCUUUCCAGAGCAUCACAAAAGUCUUGUUGCAAAGAAAUAUAAACCUGCUGAAGAAAAUCCCUAUUUGACGGGUGAACGUUUACCGAUUGCAGCUAAAAAAGGUUUUGAUGUCAAUAUGUACUAA